This is a messenger RNA of Pangasianodon hypophthalmus (striped catfish), 4322 nucleotides long. RefSeq names its product cilia- and flagella-associated protein 57-like. The transcript has 27 exons. Lineage: Eukaryota; Metazoa; Chordata; Actinopteri; Siluriformes; Pangasiidae. The record is from RefSeq and is a predicted model, not a curated record. Gene Ontology annotation, molecular function: protein binding.
AUGGCUCAGAAAGUUAAAGUGGAACCUCACCACGUUUUUGGUUUGCGUCAGGAAGCGAGAAACAACCUGCUUUUUUCAGAUGAGCAAACCAUCAUUUUCCCAAGUGGAAACAAUUGUGUGCGCUACAACGUCCAUCAGCGAUGGACCAAGUUCAUUCCAGGUGCGAUGCCAUACCAGCAGGGGCCACAGGGCAUACAGGCGCUGGCUAUUAGCCCCGAUCGGCGCUACCUGGCUGUGUCGGAGUGCGGAGAACAGGGUACCAUCACCGUCUAUGACCUACAGAGCGAGCAGUGCUCCAAGAAGCAGGUACUGACAGGCGGCAGCAUCGGCGUCCGUGAGUUCAUCUGCAUGGCUUUUUCUGCUGACUCCAAGUACCUGCUCGGCCAGUCUGGAGGACCCGAAUGGACCCUCUUCUACUGGAAGUGGGAGAAGAAUGAGGUCAUUGCCACGGUGAAGACCACAAAGAUUGGCUUUGUCAGUCAGGUCAGCUUUAAUCCGAAGGACAACAGACAGAUAUGUGUGAGCGGAAAUUACGUCUUCAAGCUUUUCAAAUUGGAGAAAAAAUUCCUGAAUCAGACCAGCUCAUUUAAGAUGGACCUAGAAAACUUCAUGUCCCAUGCAUGGAUCUCUGAAGACUGCAUCGUCACAGGGACAGAAACAGGAAAACUGCUAAUAUUGAAGGCUGGACGCUGGCACAAACUGAGGAGGCCUUCUGAAAGGUAGCAAUAGAGAGAGAUGCAGAGAACCUCUCCAACAUCUUCAUCUGCACUGCCACGUAUUACUGCAGUCAUGCAGUACUCUAAAGGCUUUGCCUGUGCAUCCGGGCCGGGGCUAGUUUGUCUUUAUGAGAAAACAGGGGAGUACAGCUACAAGAAGACCAUGGAAAUAAGAAUUCCUCAGGACCCGUGCAGCAUUCAGCCAAGUAAGUCGGAGCAGCAGGAGAUCACAACAAUGUGCCUGAGUCCAUCAGAGGAGACGCUGGCCAUAAGCACACGCCAAGGCCAAAUCUACCACGUCAGCCUCGCCUCGACCGAGAUUAGCCAGAGUCAGCAGGCCAGCUUCAAGUUCCUGUUUCACUCUGUUCACUCGGGGAGCAUCACCGGUCUGUCCACCUGCUCAUCCAAACCCCUCUUCGCCACCUGCUCAAAGGACAAAUCUGUGCGCAUCUGGAACUACAAGACCAAUUCUCUGGAGCUGCAUAAGGAGUUCCCUGAAGAGCCGAGGUGCAUCUCAUUGCACCCAAAUGGCCUCUCCGUCCUGGUGGGCUUCUCUGAUAAAGUCUGCCUCAUGAAUCUGUUGGUUGAUGAAUUCCGCACUGUUCAGGAGCUCGACAUACGCAACUGCAAUGAGUGUGUGUUCAACCAUGAUGGCAACGUGUUCGCUGCUGUCAGAGACAACCUGAUAAACAUCUGCAACAUCAGAACAGGAGAAAAAAUGGACCUGAAUGACCACAUUAACAAGGUGCAGUCGGUGAAGUGGAGCGAAGAUGACCGUCGUCUGGUGUCAUGUGGGACGGACGGCACCGUAUACGAGUGGAACGCUCUGACCGGCGCCUGUGAGUCUUCUAAGAGCGUGGAGAAAUCAUGUACCUACACGGAUGCGAUGUUCUUGCCCAGCACUGGGAGUGUGCUCGCUUUAGGCAACGAUUUCACACUCAAUGAGUUCCAAGAUGGACAGAUCCUAAGGGAACUGGCUUCAGAUGACAUGGCCUACACAGCCAUCUCCAUGACUCAUUCCAGCCAAGCAGUCUUUGUUGGAACUGCUGUUGGCACUGUCAGAGUCAUGCAGUACCCGUUAGAAGAGGAGAUAUCCUGGACAGAGUAUCAGGGGCAUUCUGGUCCCAUCACCAAAAUGGUCAUCACACCUGGUGAUCAGUAUCUGCUGACUGCCUCAGAGGACGGCACCCUCCUCAUCUGGAUGAUCACUGGCCAGGAGGGACGAAUGCUGGAGAUGGUAAAACAAAUAGAUUACACUGAGGAGGUCCUCUGUACCAAGGCUUUUCUGAAGAAAAAGGACCAGACUAUACUAGAGGCUUACGCCCAGAUGGAGUUGCUGAAGGAAGAGCAGGAGUGCACGCUAAAUCAGAAUCACACGGACUAUGAGAAGAAGAUUAACAAAGUCAGGCAGGAUUUCCUCCAGCAGAUAGAAGCUCUGAAAGGCGAAAUCCAGAUGCUGAAUACUGAGAAGGAGGAACAGAAGGUCUCUCAGGAGAAGGCACUGACUGAGAUCAUGGAAAAACAUGCCAAAGAGCUGAAGGAUCAGCAACAUAACCACGAAGACGAGAUGUUUAAAGCGUUCAAGAAACACGAUGAGUUGGAGCAGAGAAUGCAGGCCAUGCAGCAGCACUACGAGGAGAAACUGCGUGAGCACGAGGACAACCGUUUCCGUACCACAAUGGACAUGAAACGGGCCUAUGAUGAGAGGCUGCAGGGGCAACAGGACAAGUUGCAGCAGUCUGAGGAGCAGCUGAAGGAAUUGAAGGAGAAACUUGACUCUGAGUUCAAAGAUGUCUUCCUCCAAUACGAUCAGGAGCUCCAGGCAGAGAAGGAGACCAGCAUGAAGCUAGAAUAUGAAAAUGAUAAGCAGAUGAUGGUGCUCUGGAAAAUAAAAGGAGAGAUACAGGACCAGUGCCUUGGGAUCAGUCAGCUCGAGGUUAAGGUACAGGAGAUGAACAACAAGUACAAGCAGACCAAUGAAGACCUGAAGCAGAAGCUGAAAAUACAGGAACAAGAGCUGUGCACAGAGAGGAAGAGGGUCAGAAACUUGAAGAUUCUGGUGCAGAGGAUGAAGGCUGACAUCCAAAACUGCUCAAGCUUCAUCUGUCAGCCGUACCUGCUGAGGGAAAACUUCAUCAAACUCCACAAAUCCUACAUCCAUGAAGCAGAUGUGAGAUUCAGAGCGAAGGCUGGGGUCAUGCAAGAACACACCAGGCAAAUGGAGCACCAAAUUCAGCAAGCAGCUCACUCCAAUAUCCUGAAGCAACAAGCCGAGGUGCUGCCGGAGGUGAAGAAGUCUGAGGAGAUGCAGAAGGUGAUGAAGGAGAAUGAUGAGGCUGAGCUCAGUGAAACCUGCCUCAAAUACAAACAGGAGCUUCAGGUGGAAAAGGAGACCAACAGCAACCUUAAAUAUGAAAUGAAGCUCUUGGAGAAGCAGUUCUGGAAAAUAAAAGGAGAGAUACAGGACCAGAGCCUCGAGAUCAGCAUGUUAAAGGAGGAAGUGCAGAGACUGCACGACCAACAUAGGAAAGCGAAGAAAGGCAAAGAUCUGACGCAGAAAAAGGAAGUGCAGGGCCUGCAGGACCAACGUAAGAAAGUGAAGAAAGUCAAGAAUCUGAUGAAGGAGAAGGAGGACCAAAGCAAGACCAUCCAUGACCAGGAAAUCCACCUCCAAGACAUAGUUGAAAUGCAUGAGAAGAGCAAAAAACAGAAUGAGGAAGAUUUGAUCAGCAUCAACAAACAACUAGAUGAACUGAUUCAAGAACGAAAAAGACCGAUGAGACAAACAGAUGAAACCGAAAUCGAGCAACUGCAGACUAGGAUACAAGAGAAAAAACAGAUCUUCGAAAAGCUCGAGGCUGAGGUGGAGGAGAUCGACAUCAAGAACAAGGAGACCGUGUAUGACCUGAAGCAGAAGCUGAAAAUGAUGGAAGAAGAGCUGUGUACAGAGAGGCAUAGGGUCAGAAACAUGAAAACUUUGGUGGAAAAGAUGAAAGCCGACAUCCAAAACUGCUCAAGUUUCAUCCAGCAGCCGAAGAUGCUGAAGGAGAACUUCAUCAAACUCCACAAAAGCUACAUCCAGGAAGCAGAUGUGAGAGUCGGAGUGAAGGCUGGGGUUGUGCAAGAGCAAACCAGGAAGAAGGAGCACCUGCAGAGGAAUCAGAAGAAAAAAAGCCAGGCUACGGAGGCCAAAAUUCAGCAAGCAGAUUGCUCCAAGAUCCUGAAGGGGAAUACCACGCCGGCUGAAGAGCUCAGCCAGGAGAGAGCAAAGAACCACCAAUACAGGACAAAGAUCAUCCUCACUAAGAAGAAUGUCCCAUAUGUCAGCUCAGCAUCCUCAAGGGAUUCACAGCUGAAAUCUGUAAGAUCGCCCAUGACCCUGCCGCAGCUGCCGUACACAAGAACCCAGAGGCUAAAGAUAGAUAUCCAGGAUAUGGAACAAGGCCAAGCUGCACGUCAGAGUUCAUUAGGAAGUUUGAAACUUCCACCCAUUAACAACGCUAAGAACACCAGAUAAUCGCCAGGGAGGUGUCGAAUACUUGGAUGUAGGAUAUAGUGUGUGGACGUGUGCAUGCCGAGACCUGAAAGCCACUUCUUUUCUGGAAU